AUAAUUAUAUGAAUGUAUGACUGAAUUGAAUGUCUUUGUCCGAUAGGGCGCAUCAUUUAAGAUUCCAACCCUCGAGAGACGUUCUCUUGACUUAUAUAACUUACACCGAAUUGUCGGAGAAGAGGGAGGUUUUGAGAUUUGCACCCGAGAUAGGAAGUGGUCACGGGUUGCCGCACGUAUGGGUUACGGAAAUAACGCCUCCAAUAGGGGAACCAUAGCCUCACUCCUACGGCAACAUUACGAACGAAUACUCUUUCCAUACGAUGUGUUUCAAAGUGGAGCCACUAUUGGACCCGAUAUUGAUGAGAAAAGUGUUACCAUUUCAUCAGAUGAUGACUGCGAAGACAAGAAAGCGUUGAAGUCAUGCAAUGAUAGCAAAGAGUUGGCUACCCCUGAGAAGCGUGUCUUAAGACGACAAUCCAUUUCCCCAUCAAAUCAGAAUCCACUCCUAAUUUCCCCCAACUCCCAGAAUAAGGAACUAAAGAAACUUCAGGUAUACGGUGCCGGACCUAAAAUGCCUGGAUAUGUGUCCGAACAGACUGAACGAGAGCGAGAACAAGCGGUUAAGGUUUGUCUCCAUUGCGGUGAAACUAAUCCCACGCCAAUGCUGUUAACGUGUGACAACUGUACCAACACUUAUCACACCCAUUGUCUCAUCCCUCCACUCAAUGAUUGGCCCAAAGGUGUAUGGCACUGUCACCGAUGUCUGGCUCUGUUAGUCCAGUCCUAUCCCCAGCCCUACACUCAAGAGUUUGGUUUCGUUCAGUCGCAGAAGAGCUACACUUUAAGUGAAUUCGGAGAAAUGGCCGAUCAGUUCAAAGCGGAUUACUUCAAUCGUCCGCCACAUUCGGUUACGCAUUCUAUGGCGGAGAAGGAGUUCUGGCGUUUAGUGUCAGCCUUAGAAGAGUCGGUGACCGUUGAAUACGGAGCAGAUCUGCAUACAAAUGAUUACGGAAGUGGUUUUCCCACCAAAUUGACUAAAAAUCUCAUGCCUUCAGAUAUGACACACACUAUGAGCACCACUUCCUCCACUCCGACCACCACUUCGGUGAACGCAGACCUCAUCGCCAACACGACUGCCAUCGACGCCAACGCUUCCAACACUUCCUCGUCAGCCACUCCUCAGCCAACCCACAGACCCAACACCUCCUCCAACACCUCCUCCAGUGCUGACUUCGAGUUCAUCCCUCCGCCCGAAUGUCCCGUCUUUUACCCCACG
Messenger RNA from Oppiella nova, 1219 nucleotides. Lineage: Eukaryota; Metazoa; Arthropoda; Arachnida; Sarcoptiformes; Oppiidae. The record is from the annotation of a GenBank genome assembly.